UUCAUUUUCCACAGCUGUUGGUGAUGGCGGAUGUUGUUGAUAAAGACACCAUGAAGAAUUACCACAUAGCGUCAGAGAAAAUAAACACAGAGACCAGUCGCUAUCCGUACUGUAUUGUGUGGACUCCUAUCCCUGUGUUAUCAUGGCUGUUUCCAUUCAUUGGCCACAUGGGAAUCUGCACCUCCACCGGUGUCAUCAGAGACUUUGCUGGACCUUACUUUGUCUCAGAGGAUAACAUGGCUUUUGGAAGGCCGACAAAGUACUGGAUGCUAGAUGUUAGUAAAGUCUAUGCGAGUGGCUCCAAUGCCUGGGACACAGCAGUACACGAUGCUUCAGAGGAGUAUAAGCACAGGAUGCACAACCUCUGCUGUGAUAACUGCCACUCACAUGUGGCCAUGGCUCUGAAUCUGAUGCGGUACGAAAACAGCACCUCAUGGAACAUGGUCAACCUCUGCCUCCUCGCUCUGAUUCAUGGGAAACAUGUCAGCUGUGCCGGCUUUCUGAAAACCUGGCUGCCUUUCUUGAUGCUGAUGGGCAUCAUCCUCACGGUGGCCCUGGCCCUCAACCUGCGAUGACCUGUGAGGCAGGUCAGGGUGACAGCGGAGCCCCCUGCAGGCUGAACGAGGGGUCGAUCUGUAAGAACUGUGGGGGGGCAUCACAGGGUGACUAAUCGAGGAUAUAAAGACGACUCGCCUCCAGGAGGAGAUGAUUAAACAGGAGUGUCCAACAUGUACACCAACACAUGCUUGGUUCGAAGCAGACAGCCUGUUUGUGGCGAUUCUGUGGUUGUGGAGCUGGAAUGCCCAGGUGGUGGAAAUUCAUUCACAUUCAGCCGUUUAUUAUGAGACAGAAAGCGAAAACACCACCAUCUCCAAAUCUGUGAGAACCAAACAACACUCUUAAAGGAUUUUUGAAAUUCUAACAGCAGGUUAAAGCAAUCACCAUGUGCAGAGUGUACAGGUUAUAUUAAUAAUGGGAUAGAAGUGCAUACUGUUCAUUGUUGGAAGGAGAACACAUUCAUGCCUUGCUUCACAUUUUACAAUGGGAGAGUAAUCCAAUGUUCCUGUGCUUCCAGGAUGCCAUUUUUCUACUGUGGAGCACAAACAGGUAAAUCAGUCUGAUGCCUUUCUAGGAAUUAAUGCAUUUCAUGCUUGAUCUAUAAUGUAGCUCUUCUCCAGCACUCAAACCUAAACAUGCCAGAGCAGUUUGUAUUUUUGUGCAUAUUCUUACGUGUAUUUGGUCUGACUGUAGAAUAUCAAAAAGUUUGCAUCUUAUAAAAAGAAAUAUUUUCUCAGAGAUAUAUUUUACAUGCAUUGCAUAUAUCAACUCACUUUCAUAGGUUUACAAUAAAUGUUUUCAUACCUAGAACAGCAGAACAUCAGUGCAACGAUUGUAGCAACCUGGAUGAAUGUGUCUGUAGGAGAUACCUCACUGAACUGCAGGGCUGUACCCAACUCUGAUUGUGUGUCACUUGAAUUCAGUUUGGCUGUUGAGGACAAAUUUACUGCAAUUUUGUCCCUUUUUUUUUUAUUCUCUUACAUCAGUCUUCUUGGUUGGGCUCAUGUUUUAUGUGUGACAGCGUGUCCUAACAGCAUGUGACUCAAGCUAGCAUUGUUGACAAAAUCAGCUUGAUUACAUUAUUUUCUAUUACAGUGUCCUAACAGCCCUCAAGCAGCAGUGCACUUUUCUUUUUCUUUCUGUCGCUCACAUAAACAUGGACAACAGACAAGGAAAGAGAUAGAGAACGAAGCACUGGGAGUGUCUGAAUUGAAGAUUUUCUUAACUUUAUUUAAUUUUCUCACUCCCCAGCUUGCUUAUUAGUCUGUAUUACAAAGUUGAAAAAGUGGUGCCCUUAUAAUAUCCAAAUCCAUGAAUGAAAACUAUCUGGUUCACCGUAGUGAAAGACUCAUCAAGACAAAGCAAUACACUCCUUUUUUCUACAACUUUACAAUAAAAGCACUAGAUAUCAAACUGAUUACAAGGAAAAACUUAAAUCCACAGAGAAGAGAAGAAAAUCUUUAACGGAUGCAAUACAGGCAGAAAGCGUGCAAUGUUGCAUGAGGAGAAGCAAUGCCUGAUGCUCACGUGCUGUUAGAACAUGCUACAAGAUAAAUUUUUAUCACAGGUGCCAGCUGUUUAAAGGACAUUUUAACACCUCACACUGUUUUUUUUUUUUUUGUUUCAUGCCUUUGUUUAUAUUUUAUUAUUUUACUGGAAGGUAGAUUUUUGUCAGCUAGCUGCAUGCAGCUCACUCAAAGACGCCAAAGUUAACCAUACAGCUUUUUAAUUCUGUUUUUGCACUGGUUUCUUCACCUCUACAGAAAUCCUGCUGCCUGUAGCAUUUUUAGGGGACACUGUUUAUUGCACUGAGGUUUCAGUUUAAAGGCGGCAGCUCUGGAGAAAAAUCUAUGUCCUUUGGUUUUCUAUUGGUGCCAAAUGUAGGGGAAUGAAAGACCUACUCAAACUGUGCUCUUAGGCUGGCUACACACUAGAUGACAUUCAAAUCAAACCUGAUUUUAAAACAUGAGAAACUACAAACUUCAAACACACACAUCGUGUGGUAAAUAUUUCCCAGUGGUAAUUCCAAAGUCACAAGAUCUCACAGAAACUUGAUCAAAAAUGACUUAAGUAGUAAAACAAGCACAGAUGAUGAUCAACGUCAGCUGGUUCAGCACUCAUGUUGUUGCCAUUAAUUGACUAGCUGGUCUUCUUUUUCAGUUUUCCAUUUAGCUUAAGGUGCAGUUGUGUUUAUGUUUGCUACCAAUUGGUGGUGCUUCCCAGCCUGCUUGCUCUUAUUGGCUAUUGCAGAUAUUCUGGGGAUGCAUGAUAUUGGAUUUUUGUUUUAAUAAAAACAUAAAAUGUGGCUAAUUUAGAGUUGACUCAAAGUGCUGAGUGGCUACUCUUGAUACCCCAGAGGCUUUCACAGUGAAAUAUGAUCUUUCUGUGUUGUGUCAAACUACGAGGUAAUACAGAUCUCCAACUAGGUUGUUAAUAACAAGGUGUAAAUUCACCUAAAUUCAGAUUCAACAGCUAAUUUGGGAUGAAACGUGGGAUCAUUCACAUUCACAUUGUGCUACUGACAGUCAUGUGUUGUAAAAGUCAAACCUGUGACCAUUUCCUUGUUGUUGCCAGAAAGCUUGGACCUCCUCGUUUUGGCUAGUUUUAGUGUAAAUUUUUUAUUCUAUUCUUGAUGCUUUUCAAAAUGUGAUGAAGUACAAUAUUUCCUCAGAAAUAUUCUUUAGUAAAAGUAAUCAUUUUAGAAAGUACUAAAAAUAGUACAAGUACACAAAAAGCUACUCAAUUUCAGUAAUUUGAGUAAAUGUAAUUAGUUACUUUCUUUCCCUGCUUAUGGCUGAUGGUAGCAGCCAAUAUGUAGUAGAUUUUCAUAUCUGACACCGGCAAAAAUGUAAAAUAUCUACUGAUAAUAUUGUGCAACCCAAAGAUGUGCCAUCAAAGGCAUCCCAAUAUCUGGAAUUAUAAAUAUAAUUUGAAAUCUUUUGAGAUACAGUUCAAGAAACCAGCAGUAAAUCAGUUGUUUUGACGCCACACACGAGAGGAUUACUUGGAAACAUCAUCAGUCAGGACAGCCCCUGAAUUGGGCCACACGCCAUAAUUAUUGGGAGCAAAUGGGCGUAAAACAUUCUAGUGUGUAUCCAGCCUUAAAUAUCUCAGAGGGCAUUCACUAUGUUUACAUGCAGUUAGGAAAAGAUGAGUUUUUAUGCAAGUUAGAACAGAACUGGACUGUUAAAAUGCAUGCAGACAUACUAGUCCUGCUGAAAUUGUACUCAAUCAAGUUUCUUUAGUCGGACCUGAACACCUGGAUAUGUUGGCCGUAGACUGAUUAACUCUUGCAUGUUUACACCUCAUCCAGACCCAGACUGGACUCUGUUUUCUCCUCAUGCUCCACACUUUGCAUGCUGUGCUUUGACCCAGAAAUCGAACAGUGUAAAUUCUAAGUGCAGCUGAAGUUGCAUUAUCAUCAGCCUUGGGAUAUCGCCAUUGGCUAGAGGGAUCGUAUGCAUUAUAUUAGCACCAAAAGUAAAGUGUUGGGUAUGAAUGAAAUGUACAGUUGUUCAUGUUUCCACUGUUUGUCAUACAUCUGGUCUGCUUUUUUCAAGGUCAGCUGGGAAAAAGUCUGGUAGUAACAGGCCUAAAGAGGUAAUGUUGCCAUCAAGCAUUGGGAAGUUGGACAAUUUUGGUAAAUACUUUGGAUUUUCUCCCAGUGCUUGUGUACUAGGACAAGGACAGAGUCCAGUCACAUAUCCUAAUCAAGCCACAGUUAUGGCUUAACUUUACAGUGCAUGUAAACAUACUGAGUGGGACAGCUGCUGGCUUGAGCUUGUCAGAGUAAAGACACAUGAUCUAAUGUUUUUGAUCUACCUGAUAACUAAACUUCAGUUUAGAGAGAAUCAAGAGUCAGUGCCUAAAAUCACACAUCCCUCAUGUUUUAUAUUCUUGUGUUUAGUUUUUUAAAACUGAACUCCACAUGAUAGUCGGCACUCAAAAUCCGUUGCCAUGGCUGUCAUGAGUAGAUUCAAAUCCCCUUAUUGUUUGCAAUCAAACAGAAAAAAGUGUUGAUCCCUUCUUUGUCCGUGUUGCUGCCAGAAGCAGCAGGUAGCCAGGAUCCUCAGGUUUUUCACACUCACCGACUUCUGCUGAAUAUCUCCAGCUUCCCUGUUGAGCAGCGUCAUUCCUGCUGGUUUUCACCUCUCUAGAAAAGAAUCAAAGUUCAUUGUGAAAUGUCAGCGCUGUUUCACGAAGCUUUGCUAUAUACAAGCCAAUAAUCCAAAGUAGAUGUCAUUAAAGUGUGAGCUUAUGAAUAAAAAUCUGUUUUCUUUUCCGUGUUUUGGGUUGAAACAGUGCCACUUUUCUGGACUUGCUCUUCUCACUGGGCUUUUGUUGAAGGCAGAUACUCUGUGGCCUCUUGUGUGUAUCUCACCCAUGUUGCCUGUAAAUAUUUGAACACACAUUACAAUGUACACCAGGUGCUCUUUAUAUACUUUGCAAAGUUGACGUUCACUAUACAGAUUUAUCCUUUGAAUUAUUCACUGUAUGAUUUUUGUUCUUUGUAUUGUUUUAUUUCUGCUCGGCAGUGAAGCAGAACUGUGCCUGAGUAAGUGUGUGUGUUUGUGUGUGUGCUAGUCAUGCACACAGCGAGUGAGUAGAGAGAGCAUAUGAUCGCAUGCCAGCAUGUAUGUACUGCAUGCGUGCAAGAAUACGAGUGUUAGAGAGAAGUUUGACUCAUACUGUGGCUUCUUUAUUAAUAAUCAGCUGCAUUUCACUGCAGCCAACUGCCUACUUAUUAAUUUCUAAAUUUAUUACUGCAUAUCCCUCUCUUAAUCUCUUUACAAUUGUAUGUAAUUUCUGUUAAACCUUGAGAGAAUAAAUAAUAAAUUAGACUACAACA
Cheilinus undulatus (humphead wrasse) is the source of this 5407-nucleotide messenger RNA. It is a transcript of the gene tmem222b, whose product is annotated as transmembrane protein 222b. The transcript is spliced from 6 exons. The record is from RefSeq and is a predicted model, not a curated record. Lineage: Eukaryota; Metazoa; Chordata; Actinopteri; Labriformes; Labridae. Bases 24 to 575 code for a protein of 183 amino acids.